Messenger RNA from Lutzomyia longipalpis, 2584 nucleotides. It is a transcript of the gene HisRS, whose product is annotated as histidine--tRNA ligase, cytoplasmic. Lineage: Eukaryota; Metazoa; Arthropoda; Insecta; Diptera; Psychodidae. Bases 281 to 1816 code for a protein of 511 amino acids. Gene Ontology annotation, cellular component: cytoplasm; mitochondrion. Gene Ontology annotation, molecular function: ATP binding; histidine-tRNA ligase activity. The record is from RefSeq and is a predicted model, not a curated record. The transcript is spliced from 5 exons. Gene Ontology annotation, biological process: histidyl-tRNA aminoacylation; mitochondrial translation.
AGGAAUAAGGGGGAAACACUUGAAAACAAUUCGUGUCAAAUAAGAAAAGCACAUUUCUGAUUUGUUGGCGAAUUUCACGUGAAAAAGCGAUAUUUCACCUGCGCCAGUGCCGUGAAUUGCAUCCAGAAGAACCCCCGACAGAUAAUGAGUGACAACCGCCAGAAGAUUCUCGAGGAAAUUAAAGUGCAAGGAGAUUUGGUGAGGAAACUCAAGGCUGCCAAGGAGUCAAAGGAAAAGUAAAUUUAGUCAUCAUCAAAGAAAAAUAAAAAGAAAAAGAGAAAUGUUGGGAAUUUUACGAAAGAUUCGGCACAUGAGAGACUUUCGGGGAUUCUGCAGUUCUCCUCAGAUUGAUGUUGAGGUGGCAAAAUUGCUGGCGCUGAAGGCCAAAGUUGCCGAGGAGGAGGAUGAGGCAGCCGGUGGGGCGGGACAGAAGUUCCUGCUGAAGACGCCAAAGGGCACAAGGGACUACAAUCCACAGCAGAUGGCCCUCAGGCAGGGUGUUCUGGACAAGAUUGUCACAGUAUUCAAGAAACAUGGAGCAGAGAGUAUCGAUACACCUGUCUUUGAGCGAAAGGAAGUCCUGACCGGGAAGUAUGGCGAAGAUGCAAAAUUGAUUUAUGAUCUCAAGGAUCAAGGUGGGGAGAUUCUCUCACUGCGGUACGAUUUAACUGUUCCACUUGCCCGCUACUUGGCAAUGAGUAAGAUCUCCUCAAUUAAGCGCUACCACAUCGCCAAAGUCUACAGGAGGGAUAAUCCCGCCAUGACACGGGGGCGCUAUCGGGAAUUCUAUCAGUGUGACUUUGACAUUGCCGGGACGUAUGAUUUGAUGAUUCCGGAUGCGGAAUGCGUGAAAGUUGUCUCGGAAAUUCUCGGUGGGCUUGACAUUGGGGACUACGUCAUCAAGCUGAACCACCGAAUGAUCCUCGAUGGUAUGUUCGAGGCAUGUGGCGUACCAGCUGAUAAAUUCCGCUCCAUUUGUUCGGCUGUCGAUAAAUUGGACAAGUCCCCGUGGGAGGAGGUAAAACGUGAAAUGAUCGAUGAGAAGGGUCUGGAUGAGAGUACAGCAGAUCAAAUUGGGGAGUAUGUACAGCAAUCUGGGGGCUUGGAAUUGGUGGAGAAGCUGCAGCAGGACCCAAAGUUGUCUGCCUCCAAAUCAGCCGUCACGGGGUUGCAGCAGAUGAAGACUCUUCUCAAAUAUUGCGAAGUUUUGGGGCUUCGUAAUGAAAUUCGUUUUGAUUUGAGCCUCGCCCGGGGGUUGGAUUACUACACGGGUGUGAUCUACGAGGCCGUACUCACAGCAAUGCCCGAAGUGACAAAUGGUGGGGAUGUGGAGCCCAUUACGGUGGGAUCUGUUGCCGGUGGGGGACGCUAUGACAAUCUCGUGGGGAUGUUUGAUCCCAAAGGGAAGCAAGUGCCGUGCGUGGGGGUGUCCAUUGGGGUUGAGAGGAUCUUCUCACUUCUUGAGGCCAAGCAGGCGGCUGAGGGGAUUAAGAUUCGCACAACGGACGUUGAGGUGUACGUUGCAAGUGCCCACAAAGGGCUCCAUGAGCAGCGCCUGAAGGUGAUCACGGAACUGUGGGAUGGUGGCAUAAAGGCGGAACAUUCCUACAAAGAGAACCCGAAGCUUCUUGUUCAGUUGCAGCAUUGCGAAGAGCAGGGAAUCCCCUUGGCGCUCAUCCUUGGGGAUGCAGAACUCAAGAAGGGUGUUGUGAAGUUGCGAGAAGUGCCCACGCGCAAGGAAGAGGAGAUCUCACGGGAGAAUAUUGCCGAAGAGCUCAGUAGGAGGUUGUCGCUAAUGCGCAAUGGAGACUUUUAAGUGAGGAAAAUAAAAUUAAAAAAUAAAAAAACAUGAAGGGGCUCAACCGGCUGUGCAGGGAAGCUCCCGUGGGGUUCUCUGCGUCAAUGCAUUUUGCACACUUCAACGUGAUGAUGUGACGUCUCAAAAGCACUCAAAUUGGUUGUUAAGCAGCUUCACCAAGACACAUCCCUUCUGCGCCUCCAUUUUUUUGUCGAUGAAUUGUUCUUCCGCCGGAUGAGGAGUAAAAGGUAGGACAUUUUCCUGAAUUUACAUUGAAGACCAUUGAGAGCGAAAUGCAAGUUGAGAAGGAUUUUUUUCUAAAACAUUUCGAACUAUUUUUGAAUUUUUUUUAAUAAUUUCGAUUUUUUUUAAAUUUAAUAAUGAAUCUUUAUUAAGAGAAACUUUUAAAGACUUUUAUGAAGUCUAAGAAAAUUUUCAAUUUAAAUCCUUAAAUUCAUUUAAAAAGCAUUUCAAAAAAGCAUUUCAAAAAAGAAUUUAAUGAAUUUCUUCCCCUUGCAAAAAAGUACCAUUACUUGAUGAAAUAUCAUUUCACAAUACUAAAUAUACGAAGAAAAUAAAAGAAAGUACUCUUAAGCACACCAGUACGAUAUAAAUUUACAUAAAAUAUUGCAUAAAAAGUAUGCUAAAAAUAUAAUUUAAAACAAAAAAAAUUGAGUUAAAGUUUAUAUAAAAAGAAAAAAAAGCUUAUUUAAGUUUAUUUAUAUUUGCGUUGUGACGAAAGAAGGAAGGAAUAAAAAUUACCGCAGUUGAUUUGUAAUAAAAAAA